GCCGUGACGCCGUUGUUUAUAUAACAGGGAGGGACCGUCCGCGAGUUGUUUUGUUGUUGUGAAGACGCGCAGAAACAUGAUGUGGAAGGUCGUCUUUCCUUUUCUUGCGGCGCUUUUGGCCGUCGGGGCAGGUGGCCUGACGGGGGGCUUCCAGGAUGUAGACGUAAACGACGAAGGGGCGCAGAAUGCGUUGAACUUCGCCGUCGUCCAAUACAACAGGGGCAGCAACGAUGUGUUCCUCAGCCAAGUGGCGGAAGUGGUGAAGGUUCAGAGACAGGUGGUCUCCGGCAUGAAGUACAUCAUAACUGCGAAAAUGGCGAAGACACAAUGCAGAAAGAGCGAAGUGAGUGCCAUCCAAGUGUGUGCCAUCCACCAAGACCCGGAACAGGCUCAGCCUUUCCACUGCACAUUCACAGUGUGGAGCCGCUCAUGGCUCGAUGACAUCAGGCUGCUGAAACAGGAGUGCUAGAAAGAAAAAACCUACGUGGGAUCUUCAGUGUUUGCACUGUUUGCAGAAUAACCUUAAUAACUUUUAGGAGCGAUUUGAUUAAUGCACUCUAUAAAACAAGCAAAUAACAAAUGUGUACUGAACUGUUGAUUAGCAUAUUAAAAACCAUACGCUGUUUCUAAAUGAAAUUAGAAUUAAAGUAGCAUGUGAACUUU
Messenger RNA from Chelmon rostratus (copperband butterflyfish), 663 nucleotides. It is a transcript of the gene cst3, whose product is annotated as cystatin C (amyloid angiopathy and cerebral hemorrhage). The record is from RefSeq and is a predicted model, not a curated record. The coding region runs from base 77 to 469 and encodes 130 amino acids. Gene Ontology annotation, molecular function: cysteine-type endopeptidase inhibitor activity. Lineage: Eukaryota; Metazoa; Chordata; Actinopteri; Chaetodontiformes; Chaetodontidae. The transcript is spliced from 3 exons.